Didymodactylos carnosus is the source of this 318-nucleotide messenger RNA. NCBI's taxonomy places the organism in Eukaryota, Metazoa, Rotifera, Eurotatoria, Philodinida, Philodinidae. The record is from the annotation of a GenBank genome assembly.
UUCACCUUGGUCGAGCAGUUCCUGCCGGCGGAUGCGAAGAAAGCGGCGCACAUCGAAGAGAAGCCGAAGGCCGAUCUCGGCGUGCCUGAGCCGAAGCCCGUUGCUGCGCCAUUGGCGCCAGUGCCGGCGGCAGAAACCGCUCCAACCCCGACGCCUGCUCCGGCUGCGACGCCAGCACCUGCCGCAGAACCGGCCCCAGCGCCUGCCGAAGUUGCCCCGGUCAGUUCUGAACCUGUUGCCCCACCUGCGGAGUCCGCGCCGAUCACCCCGGCACCCGUCGCAGCACCUGCACCUGCGCCGACACCGGAAGUGAUCACC